AUGACACUGAUUACUGUUUUACUAUUAAUUAUAGUAUUUUAUAAUAAUUUGUAUGUAAUUAGUACUGAAAAUGAAACACCAAUUAGUUGGUCAUUAGAUAAGCUAAUCCCAAAAGAUUAUAACAAACAUAUUAUUCCUGUUAUUAACGGAUCGCUACAAACUAUAUCAGUUUCAAUUGAAAUUUUUGAUUUGGUCAGUGUUGUCGAGUCGGGACAGUAUAUUGUUGUGGACCUAAUGUUUCAUCAAAAAUGGAAAGAUAGUCGACUUAUAUUACCAGUGUAUAUGCAAAAGACAAACCAAAUUUUAUUGGACUACUCGUGGGCUUCAAAACUGUGGACACCCGACACUUACUUUAGUAAUGCUUUGGAGUCAAAAAUCAUAAAUGUUGUCAAUCCUAUUAUAUAUUAUACAAUAACAAAUGAUAACUAUAUAAUGCAAAGUAUCAAAAUGAAUGUUAAAUUUCAAUGUAAAAUGGAUUUAUCUCAAUAUCCUCAAGACAUCCAAUAUUGUUCAAUUGAUAUCAUGAGCUUAACAAGAAAUAACAGAAGUGUAUCACUUGAGUGGAACUUCUUUAAAAGCUUACCACUCGAUGACAAUCCAAAGUUUCGCUUAAGAGAGACAAACAUAGGACAGUGCGAGUGGAGCAACCAUUUGGGACACUUUGGCUGUUUGACAGUCAAAAUGAAAUUAGUCCGACGGGUCUCCUAUUAUAUGAUACGUAUAUAUGGGCCAACAUUUUUAACUACUAUUUCGUCAUUUGUUGGCUUUUGGAUACCAGUGAUGGCAUGGCCUGCAAGGGUGGCUCUAUUGGUUACCCCACUAUUAACCCUGGUAACUCAAAAUGUGAAUGUUAACAGUGAGAUAAAUGUGUCUUAUGUGGUGGCCCUGCACUGGUGGAUGACUGUCUGUAUAUUUUUUGUAUUUAUGAGUCUCAUAGAGUUUGCAGUGGCCAUAUCAUGGGUAUGGAUGAUCAAUGAUAAAAAAGCCCAGCGCACCACUCAGGGUUUUACAGAAGUGCCGAAAACCAAUACCUAUAGUAAAGACAAACGACUUUUAUAUCACUGCAGAAGAUUUGUCAGUAAUAUCUUGUAUUAUGCCUUCGGAAACAUUGAUUACAUGAAAGAUCCGUUGAGUAGAAAUAAAGUGGAUUAUGUAUCGAGACUACUGUUCCCCUUUGCUUUCAUUUUAUUUGUCAUAAUUUACAUACUGUCCACAGUCUGUCCCUGGGCUGUAGCCUAUAACUGGUAA
This is a messenger RNA of Oppia nitens, 1248 nucleotides long. RefSeq names its product glycine receptor subunit alpha-2-like. Bases 1 to 1248 code for a protein of 415 amino acids. Gene Ontology annotation, biological process: regulation of membrane potential; chloride transmembrane transport; nervous system process. The record is from RefSeq and is a predicted model, not a curated record. Gene Ontology annotation, molecular function: neurotransmitter receptor activity; extracellular ligand-gated monoatomic ion channel activity; chloride channel activity. Lineage: Eukaryota; Metazoa; Arthropoda; Arachnida; Sarcoptiformes; Oppiidae. The transcript is spliced from 5 exons. Gene Ontology annotation, cellular component: neuron projection; membrane; synapse.